AUGCAAUCUUCGUUGCUGAAGUAUACGGCUUCUCGGGUUGCCUGCCGCAGCAUCCGCAGUGCUAGGGAAGGCACUGAGGCCGAAAAUGUGGGAUCCCGUGUAAGAAACAGCAAGAAAGAGGGCCAAUUUCAAAUUUCUACGACAGAAGACAUUCUUCAUUCCAUCCUGCCACCAAGAGAAUGGACAGAAGGGGGCGAGGUUUGGGCUCAGAGCGUCAGCACAACCCCUGCCACUAAGGCUGAUGUCGUGGCGCUAGAGCAAGAGCUUGAUAAGCGCCUGCGACUCCGCAGGGCGAAGAGCUACGGCAUUUGUCAGAUUCGAGAGGAACUGUACUCACAGUGCUUCGAUGAAUUGCUUAGACAGGUGACUAUCCAGUGUGCGGAGAGAGGUCUGCUUCUGAAUCGCGUACGUGGGGAGCUGAGGUCUCUGAUAAAGUCCCACCGCCGACUCUACGAGUCCUCGGCGGCCUUUGGCGUCCGCAAGGCCCUUUUGGCGGAGGUUGAGAGAGAGGCGGAGGAGGCAAAGUGUACAGAACUCGAGAACGAAAAUGAAAGACUACAGAACGAAAUUGAAGAGGCGAAAAGAGAGCUAGCGGAGGUCGAAGCAGAGCAUAAAAGGAAGAUCGAAGUAGAGAAAAAUGAGCAUGAGUCCAACAUUGCUGCUCUACGGCGAAAGGCGCAAAAGGUGAAACGAGAAAUCGAGCGACUGCUCUCCACCAUCCAGCACGUCUAA
This is a messenger RNA of Cyclospora cayetanensis, 732 nucleotides long. Its product is annotated as 33 kDa inner dynein arm light chain, axonemal. The coding region runs from base 1 to 732 and encodes 243 amino acids. Gene Ontology annotation, molecular function: dynein heavy chain binding. NCBI's taxonomy places the organism in Eukaryota, Apicomplexa, Conoidasida, Eucoccidiorida, Eimeriidae. The record is from RefSeq and is a predicted model, not a curated record. The transcript has 3 exons. Gene Ontology annotation, cellular component: axoneme.